AUGAUUAGAGGCAAUUGGAGUCUAGCGCAAGAGUUUAAACAAAACGAAAGGAAGCAACAAUCUAAAAUACAGCAGCGGCAGAAGCAUCAACAUAAAUUGGAGAAACUUAAGAAUACAGAUCCAAUACAGCUAUUCAAUAAAAUUAAGAAUCUAGAGACAAAAGAAUCAAAAUCAGGUCGAGAUGAGGACUAUUUGAAAUCUUUAAAGGAAGAUUGGGCAUUUAUUGAAAAAAACGGAUUGCAUAAGGCAAAGAUAAGGAAGUUUCUAGAGGAUAAUGAAAAGCACGAUCGAACCAAUUUGAAGCUGAAGAAUAAAUUAUGGGGUGGAAAAUCGAUAUAUUUCAAUCCGGAGCUAAACCCAUUAGGAAAAGUCCCCAACGCAACCAAUCUUGAUGAAGAUAUUGAGGUGAAGUUAGAUAAUUUGACAAUUCCACUACGAAAUAAGACUCAUUAUGAACCGGAUCCAGUUAUUAAAGAAUUGAAUGUCAAGUUGCCCCCUGGAAAGCCACCAAAGUUUUACAAAUUGGUUCAAAAUACCGAAAAGCCAAAGAAAAUAAAAGGUGAUUCAAGUGAGGCAUCUUUCCAGACCCCUUCAACAAUUAAGACUUAUUCAGAGCAACAGCACUAUCUCUCAAAUUCCGACGAAGAUGAAUCAUCAGCAGAACUGGAGGAAGAAAAGAAACUAGAUGAUGAACCAGAUAUGAAAAAAGUGAAAUAUGGGUAG
Molecule: messenger RNA, 723 nt
Organism: Lodderomyces orthopsilosis Co 90-125
Lineage: Eukaryota; Fungi; Ascomycota; Pichiomycetes; Serinales; Debaryomycetaceae
Exons: 1
Coding region: 1-723 (240 amino acids)
Source: RefSeq, a predicted model, not a curated record